GAAAGCAAUUUGCCUCAGAUCAUGCAUGUGGAAUGCCAGAGAACCUGGUCUCCUGCCUCCUAGGGCAGGAUCUUUGUACUGCACCUAAGAGUCAGAUCCGGGAAAUUAUACGGAGGGACAAAACGGGAUGUGUGUGUGUGUGUGUGUGUGAGAAGGACUAUGAGGCAAGAGUCAUUGUCCCUGCCCCCUAAACCCCUUCUCCAUUCACUUUGCCUUUGGGCAAUUUCCGCCAGAACCUGGGUGGAGAAGGUGGGGUUCCGGUGUUGAAAUGGCAUCCUGGACAGACAUAAACACCCCGCCCUCUGACCACUGGCCAAGGGCCUGUGCCAACUCUCAGCUCUAGGGAUGGCCAUGCAACAAGGAGUGGGCAGGCAGGGACUUGGGGUGAUCCUCCUUCGAAAGGACAAUUUGCAGCUCUCGUGAAUUUUGUGGUUGCUGGGACCAUCUGGGCUCUCGGGACCUCGGACCAGGCCCUGGCCCAGUAGGAUGUCCCCGUGUCCUCCACAGCAGAGCAGGAACAGGGUAACACAGCUGCCCAUUCCGGAGCCAGGUGAGAUGGAACUGACUUGGCAGGAGAUCAUGUCCAUCACUGAGCUGCAGGGUCUGAAUGCUCCAAGUGAGCCAUCGUUCGAGCCCCCAGCCCCUGUCCCAUACCCAGGGCCCCCACCGCCUCCAAGUUACUGCCCCUGCUCUAUCCACUCGGAGCCUGGCUUUCCCCUUCCUGCACCACCUUAUGAGCUCCCGGCACCCACGUCUCAUGUCCCAGACCCUCCGUACUCCUAUGGCAGCAACAUGACUGUACCAGUCUCCAAGCCACUGACCCUCUCGGGCCUGCUCAGUGACCCCCUCCCAGACCCUUUGGCCCUCCUGGACAUUGGGUUGUCAGCGGGGCCAUCCAAGCCCCAAGAAGACCCAGAAUCUGACUCAGGAUUAUCCCUCAACUAUAGCGACGCUGAGUCUCUUGAGUUGGAGGGGACGGAGGCUGGCCGGCGUCGCAGCGAGUAUGUAGAGAUGUACCCAGUGGAGUACCCCUACUCACUAAUGCCCAACUCCUUGACCCACCCCAACUAUGCCUUGCCACCUGCCGACAACCCCUUAGCCUUAGAACCCUCCUCGGGCCCUGUGCGGGCCAAGCCCACUGCACGGGGGGAGGCGGGGAGUCGGGAUGAGCGGCGGGCCCUGGCCAUGAAGAUCCCCUUCCCUACGGACAAGAUUGUCAACCUGCCAGUAGACGACUUCAACGAGCUGCUGGCGCGGUACCCGCUGACAGAGAGCCAGCUGGCCCUGGUCCGGGACAUCCGAAGGCGGGGCAAGAACAAGGUGGCCGCCCAGAACUGUCGCAAGAGAAAGCUGGAGACCAUCGUGCAGCUGGAGCGGGAACUGGAGCGGCUGGGCAGCGAGCGGGAGCGGCUUCUCCGGGCCAGAGGGGAGGCCGACCGGACCCUAGAGGUCAUGCGCCAACAGCUGACGGACCUGUACCGUGACAUUUUCCAGCACUUACGGGAUGAAGCAGGCAACAGCUACUCCCCUGAAGAGUAUGCGCUACACCAGGCUGCUGAUGGGGCCAUCUUUCUGGUGCCCCGGGGGACCAAGAUGGAGGCCACAGACUGAGCUGGCCCGAGGGGAUGGGACUGGUGCUGGGGGUUUCCUUCAUUCUCUUCUGAUAAAGGUCCUCCCCAUCCAUGAGGCCCAGUGGGAGCUGAGUUCUGUAGACCAGGAGGGGACCACAGCUGGAAACCUGGCAUUUGGAAGGUCCGAGGCGUGUUCAGUGAGGCUUGCCUGGAGGCAAGGAUGUGAGGGGAGGGCUGGAAUCUCUCUUCAGUGGUUCAGUUUUCUAGGUUUUCAGUCUUGAUCGAGCUUUGGUAUAUAAAGCACUCUACGGAAA
Messenger RNA from Bubalus bubalis (water buffalo), 1885 nucleotides. It is a transcript of the gene NFE2, whose product is annotated as nuclear factor, erythroid 2. NCBI's taxonomy places the organism in Eukaryota, Metazoa, Chordata, Mammalia, Artiodactyla, Bovidae. The record is from RefSeq and is a predicted model, not a curated record. Gene Ontology annotation, molecular function: RNA polymerase II cis-regulatory region sequence-specific DNA binding; DNA-binding transcription factor activity, RNA polymerase II-specific. Gene Ontology annotation, biological process: regulation of transcription by RNA polymerase II. The transcript has 3 exons. The coding region runs from base 487 to 1611 and encodes 374 amino acids. Gene Ontology annotation, cellular component: nucleus.